Molecule: messenger RNA, 5001 nt
Organism: Nothobranchius furzeri (turquoise killifish)
Lineage: Eukaryota; Metazoa; Chordata; Actinopteri; Cyprinodontiformes; Nothobranchiidae
Product: E3 ubiquitin-protein ligase TRIM45
Cellular component (GO): nucleoplasm
Molecular function (GO): protein binding; zinc ion binding; ubiquitin protein ligase activity
Source: RefSeq, a predicted model, not a curated record
GUUCGUAUGUCCCAGGCGUCUCUGAACACGUCACCGAACUUUUUCGAAGGGGCUGUUGAGGUGAAGAAAAGUGGUUUAUUAGUGUGGGGCGUUUAAUAUGUCGCAGGUUAUCGCGUGAGAAGCGGAUUAUAUAGCUAUCUGGACAUGCUCCAAAAGACUUUACGGAAGUUUUCCAGCUUUGACAACUUUGCUGAGCUGGGUGUUUGACUGCUCUGAUUUCUGUACCUGGACUCGUUCAAAGCGAACCAUGUCGCAGCCGGAGCAGAAAGAGCCCACCCUGAGCUCGGAUGCACCUAAACCCGCUCCGGUGAACCCCAGAGCGGUCUGUAGCGUGUGUAAACGCCUUUACCGGGACCCUAAAAUCCUCCCCUGCCUUCACACGUUCUGCUCCGACUGCAUCGGCCAGCUGGAGGCGUUCUCGGUGUCUUCUCGUGGGAACGGGAGUUGCGGAGAGGCGGUGAAGACAAGCCGACAAAGCGUCACAACAACGGUACUGUGUCCCGAGUGUGACUCCGAAGUGGACCUCCCUCAGCAGGGUCCGGCCGGACUGAGUACAGACCACCUGGCGCUGGACGAAGUGUUCCUGGAGACCCUGGUGACCAACGGCCCGCUGGGAUGCGACCUGUGCGGGGAAGGAGGCGCUGAGAGCCGCUGUGAGGUCUGCUCGGUCAACCUUUGCGAGUUCUGCUGCCAAGCUCACAGACGUCAGAAGCGAACAGCGUCUCACUCUGUUCAGGCGGUGGAGGACCUGAAGGCUCGUGGACGUCUUGGUCGUCCCAUCCUCUGCUCUCUUCACCCCGGCCAGGAGCUCAGGCUCUUCUGUCAGCUCUGCGACCUACCCGUAUGUCUGGACUGCGCUUCCACGCUGCACAGAGACCACCACUGCUGUCCUACGCACGACGUCAUCGACCAUCACGGUGACCGUAUUCGAGAUCUGGUCAGCACGCGUCUACGACCCCGACUGGAGCAGAUGGAGGAAGUUCUACAGAAGGUGGAAACUUCCCAGGAGAAUUUGAAGGUACGGGUCGAGGCAACAGCCAGUGAGAUCAGAGCCUUUGCUCGAGGCUACGCCAGCGCUGUGGAGGCCCAUUGUCUGUCUCUGCUGCGGCGCCUAGAGGAGCUUCAGGUCCAGCGCAGAAACGUCCUCCACCUGCAGAGCGUGCAGCUGCAACAGGGCCUGCUGGAUGUCCGAGGCAGUGUGGCGUUUGCCGAGCGCCUCCUGAGCUGUGGGUCUGACGCCGAGAUCCUCAGCGCUAAAGGAGUGACUCUAAGACGACUCGCCAGCCUGGCAGAGAGAGGCUAUAACCCUUGUCCAGCGGUGGUCGCCCCAGACGAUAGCAGCAGCAUUUGCUUCCUGCCCAGAGAGCCAGCCGGAGAGGUGGAGGGCUACCCAGUGGUGGGUGUGAUUAACUGGAGGACGCUGGAUGUCAGCAGGUGCACCAUUGAAGGAGAAGGUCUGCGGCGGGGCAGCGAGGGCCAGCCGGGCCGUUUUAGCCUGGUGUGUCGAGACUCAGCCGGGGAGCAGAUGGCUCGAGGAGGAGAGCAGGUCCUCGUCAGCAUCGUCCACAAAGAGAAGAAGAACUGCGCUGUGGAGACGGUGGUGGUGGACAACGCUGAUGGAACGUACAGCGUUUCAUACAAGCCUGAGGAACCAGGACCUUACUCUGUGUGGGUUUGUGUCAAAGCCCAGCAUGUGAAGGGUUCUCCGUUCCUGCUGAAUGUGAAGAAGAAGUUCAGACACCACGGUGGGACGUUCCACUGCUGCUCCUUCUGCUCCAGUGGAGGAGCCAAAGAGGCAAUCUGUGGCUGCGCAGGAACGAUGUCAGGAGGGUUUAAAGGCUGUGGUCACGGUCAUAAGGGACAUCCCGGGAAGCCCCACUGGUCCUGCUGCGGCAGCACCACUGAGAAGUCUGAGUGUUUACCUCCGAGCGUGUUGGCUGCUGUCUCUCCUCGUGGACAUCUGCGCACCGUGGAGCUGUGAGGGACCCAGAGAUGAGAACACAGAUCCAUCUAUAUUCUUGUCGUUGUUAUAAACAACAUUACAAUGGAACAAAUGCAGAGCUCUCAGUCAAAAACGGUCUGUUCUCUGGUGUUCACAUGUCUGUGGACAAUUAUUUCACCUAAAUGAAAAUGUGAAAUCAUUCUUUACUUGUUUCCAUUAUAUAGAGGAUUUUUUAAUAAAUGACAUCUAAAAAAAACCACUAUUAAAUACAGCCAUGAUGUGUUGAGCUCCACUGUAUCCCCUCUGUGGGCAGAUCAUGGCUCAGAAGAACAACACAUCUCCUGGUAGACCAUGCUGACUAACACUAACCCAGCUGAAUGUUGCCGACCACAGUCUCCUCCAGUAACUGUAACAGCCCAAACCACUACACCACCUCCACCUUGGGUCUAAUCCUAACCCUGGCCCUAACAGGGUUACCCUAACCGAAACCACUACAACACCUCCACCUUGCUUUUGUUGUGGCUCUAAUCCUAAAGGUUGGUUUAUGCUUGACGCGUCCGUGAGGUCCGCACGGCUCCGCGCGGAAAAGUUGCGUCAUUUCAACAACCACGCCCCUCCACCGCGCCUCCGCACGGCCCAAAAUUUCCGCAGCGCGCACCUAGGAAAUUUUCUAACCACGCGGACGGUCGGACGCGGAAAAGCAUGGCGGACCGGCAAGAACUAGUAUGGCAGAGGUUCGUAAAUACAGACAUUUGUAUGAUUCAGCUCUCAAAGAUCACUGUGAUCAACAUGUUGUUAAUAAUUCUUGGUGAGAAAUAGCUCGCACUGUCAGAAAAGACAAGGACCCUGUUAAAAAUGCUGGAAUGCCAUGUUGUAAACAACAGUAAUUUUUACUUCUACUAUGGUGUAGUGUUGGAUGCAUGUCGUAGAGCUCCAUGCUGCCCCGUUCAGUUUGGGAGAAUAUUGGCUCACCGCAGAGACAAGCCGCAUAACCAUAAGCUCUGCAAGUUGUGAAGCGCGUUCCAUCCGCGAGCCGCAUCACCAAGCGGAAAGUAAAUGCGUCAACCAUAAACCAAGCUUAACCCUGGCUCAAACAGGGUUACCCUAACCCAAACCACUACACCACCUCCACCUUGCUAGUGUCUUGCCUCUAACAGGGUUUCUACACCAAAGAGGUUCCUGUGCUUGUCCUUAAAAAAUAGUCUUGUGACCCAUAAUAUCUGUCAGACAGAUUAGACAUACACGACUAUUGUAAGAAAACCACCCAUUUGUAGCUUUUCCCUCCCCCGCCCCCAAAUUCCAGGAUUUUAGGUAAGAACAUAUACAAUUCUUGAAAGCAGAAAAACUGAAUUUAUUGGAGGAAAGAAGCUCUGAGUGUCUCUAAAUGAGCUGCUGAUCUGAGUAAAAGUGAAACCAACUCAGAGAUUUUAGACUUGGAGCUCAUGUUUUCCUCAGCUGUUCUCUUGGAACCAGCAGAUGGUGCUGGGAGAACAGCCAGAGCUCUUGGUAAUGGGAACACGAAGAACUGGUUCACUACUGGAACUGGAAAAAGUGGACCAUCCAUCCAUUCCCAGUUGCUUAACUUUUUUUCCUUUCAGGUUUUUAUGCCAUUAAUUUGUGUUUUUUCAAGUAGUGCAGAAUCACAAAGGUGGAUCUGCACCAGAGUCAGCCCUGCCCAUUCACGCAAACUCAGCCCAGCCCACUGACUUCUUCUGUUUUUUUUUUUUUUUGUUGUUUUGUUUUUUUACUUUAUUGCAAACUAACCUGACCUACAUGAACUACGGCUGUUACUAGUUUACAGUUGUUAAUACUGAAUUCCAAUUAAGCAAGAUAAGUAUAAUUUGCUACAUGAAAUGAAAGGUUCUUUUCAGCAAAUUUCUGCCCACGGCCGCUCCGACAAAAUGCGCCUAAACAAGCGUUUUAGGCUAACCGGUUAUUGUAUGAGCUCUGGUAGUCCAGUGGUGUAACGGUCUGACUUAUGCUUCGUUUUGCCCUCUGCUGACGCUGGUUUGACUCUCACUGGGGUCGGCAGUAAUGUAUUUAGCCAACUGAAACAGAUUUAAUUUAUUAAUAUUUUAGUUUUAUUGAUUAUUUUCUACAAAAUAUUUUAUGUCUCUAAAAAGGUAUUUGAAUUUGGUUGUUUCUAAGCAGCAUUUUAGUUUAAACUCUGGACCCACACUGGCUAAAUAAACAAAGAAGGUAAAAACAAACUGAUUAGUUGUUAUAUUUUAAACCGUUUACCAAUAAAGGGUUGAAAACACAAUAUUGGCAAGAGUAGCUAGGAAAAAAAAAGUUGAUGCCACGACCGGGAGGAGAACCUGCACAAAACUACACACCAGUCUGACACCAUAGUCACCCCACCACUACAUCUGUUACAGUAUGGUUGGUGCCACGUAUCCUAUCUAGUGUGUCUUUGUAGACGGAUGGAUGGUUUUUCUGGCGGUGUCCCAGUAGAAGUCAUUUCAGAAGUCAUUUUUCAGAAAAUCCACAGAAUAUCCAGAUCUGAGAACCAAGACCAGACCUGCUUCAGGGGGAGAAGAAAUGCACAGUAGUGGCUUACUUUCUUCUAUUUGCAGGAAAAAUCUUUACAUUCAAUUCAGUUCAGAAAUACUUUAUUAAUCCCAGAGGGAAAUUGAUUGCUGUAGUAGCUCUGAAUAAUAAUAAUAAUCAAGUCAUCCAAGAGUUGUUGUAUAUUACAAUGGCUGUUGGCAGGAAGGAUCUCCAGUAGCGGUCAGUGUUGCAGCCAAACUGAAGAAGCCUCUGACUGAAGGCACUCUUCCGUUGUCGGACAGUCUUGUGAAGAGAAUGCUCAGGCUGAUUUAAAUCAGAAUAAAAUACAAACUUUAGGCUUCAGUUAAGCUGCGUGUUUGCGUGUAUCUGAUGUCGGCAACAGCCGGGAAACGUUUGUGUUUUCUGAAAAUAAAAUGUUGCUUUUAUGUGAGAUCAGCUGAUGCUGUUUUAACCUCCAACCCUCUCCAAAGCUGCUCUGACUUCUCCAGAGGUUUUGACCCACCCACCCACUCCUUGUUGCAACAUGAAAAAUAAAGUUUUCACUCUCA